Serpula lacrymans var. lacrymans S7.9 is the source of this 932-nucleotide messenger RNA. RefSeq lists its product as uncharacterized. Lineage: Eukaryota; Fungi; Basidiomycota; Agaricomycetes; Boletales; Serpulaceae. The record is from RefSeq and is a predicted model, not a curated record. The coding region runs from base 169 to 651 and encodes 160 amino acids. The transcript has 5 exons.
GACACCAGACGUCGACGAGAUCUCCCUCUUGCUUAAGAUAACAAGCAAGGGCGACAACAAACGGAGUUCACCUAUCUUUUCAUUAACUUUCGUCCAAGAUCCGUCCAAGUUCUCUGAAUCAUUUGAUCUGAUAUAUUGUUCACUCCCAGGCUCGACCUUACUUAAUGUAUGGAUUCAGGAGAAUCUAGCCAAACUCCCAAAUCUCAUGUUAGAAACCCAGAAGGAAAGAACCAACAUAAAGAUUGUCCUCCCAAGAAUGAUCCACGCAUAACGCAGUUCCUCUACGAGUACCAGCGGCGUGAGAUAUUUGACAAGCGAGAGAUAAGUCGGCUCCUGCUUUCUGAGCAUGGGAUAAAGAUGAGCGAAAGCUCCGUAGCCAGGCGCCGUAGAUCCCUUGGCAUAUAUGCGAGCGGCGUCACAACCCGUCAGCUCCCAGACAAUGUCAAGAGGCAGCUCGUCCUGAACCAGAUGGCCAAGGAUCCUACCAAGAAGCUCGGUCCAAGGAUGAUCAAGCAACUGAUCGCACGCGAAACCGGUAUCCACUUGACGAGGGAUUAUAUUAGGAACGAGAUGCUUGUGCAAGAUCCCCUAGGUUUUACUUCUCGCGAUACAUCGCUCAAAAGGACACAGCAGGAGUCUAUUCUUCAAUAGUUAUGCCGCUUUCCUUUUCCUGUCGUUUUCCACCGUAAAGUUCGGUCAGUUGGCCGAAUUUUGGAAGGCGAAGUUCUACUAUCUACACGUUCAGGGUUAGCGCGGUAAUGUGGUUCUAGUAUUGGCUAAUCCAUUGUAUUGUAUACCAUAUCAUUUUUUUGUCAUCCAGUUAUCUACCUUAUUCGGCAUACAGUUUGGUCCCGGCAGUGUGCGAACCAUACCGUGCCUUGAUUGUUUACACAAGGUCAUACUGUCAAAUGGUCUUGCAGGCGCUUGUACUC